Molecule: messenger RNA, 1294 nt
Organism: Anolis sagrei ordinatus
Lineage: Eukaryota; Metazoa; Chordata; Lepidosauria; Squamata; Anolidae
Gene: CFAP298
Product: cilia and flagella associated protein 298
Biological process (GO): regulation of cilium movement
Source: RefSeq, a predicted model, not a curated record
GGAGCCAAGGCCGCCGAGUGCCAACAGCGCAUGCGCGGCCUUUCGGCGGCUUCCUCGCCUGAGUGAGCGCCUUUGGUAGGCUAGGCCUUGAGAGGAACCCUUUGGGGAGAGCUAAAGCCGGCCUUACUUCCACGUUUCGGGCUCUGGCAUAGCCACAGAAGGAGGAGGAGAAGUGGAGCGGGGAUAUUCGCUGCCGAGGCUUGGCCUGGACCAAAAAUGGUUCUACUCCAUAUUAAGCACGGCGACGAAGACCAAUUCCUCCUGAAGGAAACGUGCAGUAGUUCCAUCGAGAAUUUAACACAAGAAGUAAAUAAGAUCUACAAUGGAAGGCUCAAAGUUCAACGCAUUUGUGCAGAGGUGGAAUCUCUUGCAGAACAUGGCAUUUUCUUGCCCCCCAAUAUGCAAGGAUUGACAGAUGAACAAAUUGAAGAGCUGAAACUAAAGGAUGAAUGGGCAGGAAAAUGUAUCCCUAGUGGUGGAAGCAUCUUUAAAAAAGAUGAAAUUGGACGGAGAAAUGGCCAUGCUCCAAAUGAAAAAAUGAAACAAGUUUUAAAAGCAACAGUUGAAGAAGCUAAAGCACUGAUAUCUAAGAAACAAAUUCAAGCCAAUGUGUGUGUUACUAUUGACAUGGUGAAAGAUGCACUGGACCAGCUUCGAGGAGCUGUUAUGAUUGUUUACCCCAUGGGCCUCCCUCCAUAUGACCCAGUUAGAAUGGAGUUUGAAGAUAAAGAAGAUCUGUCAGGAACUCAUGCUGCACUUGAGGUGAUUGAGGAAUCAGAGGCGCAACUGUGGUGGGCAGGAAAGGAGCUGAAGAAAACAAACAAACUUUCUGACUAUGUGGGCAAAAAUGAAAAAACCAAAAUUAUUGUUAAAAUACAAAAAAAAGGACAAGGAGCUCCAGCCCGUGAGCCUGUCAUCAGCAGUGAAGACCACAAACAGAUGAUUCUGUUUUAUCACAAAAGACAAGAGGAGCUCAAGAAAUUAGAAGAAAAUGAUGACGAUGCAUGUUUAGAUUCUGAAUGGGCUGACAGUCAUGCCUUGAAAAGACAAUUUCAUGGUGUAAAGGACAUUAAGUGGCGACCACGAUGAAAUUGUUGCUACAUAUUUUCUUUCUUUACAAAAUGUUGACCCAUGAAGCUCUAGCAGUAAUAGGGAUACAAAACUCAUCAUUAUAAUUUGUGUGAAAUACUAAAUUUAUGUGGAAAUAUUUAUUACUAUGUUUGAAUGGAGAAUAAUUUCAUCUUUACAUGGACACUUUCCCUCUACAAAUAAAAAAAUCUUGUGUUUUGCACAA